CAAUCACAAGUGGUCGAGAAAGAGUGGGGGGUGGGACCACUGACUUAACAGGACUGCGCACACCAGAACUCUGUAGGAGAGAAGUUCUUCACAAAGGUCCAGCGUUUGGGCGCAAAAGGAUGGAUUCUUUCAGAUCGGGCUCUAGCAUAGGACUGUCUCCCUCUCCCAGAGAUCGACAAUCACCCAUGAGUUUUGAUCAGGAGCACUCACAACCGGGAACAAUGGCCGGAGUUCAGGCGGGAACACUUGGCUUCCCAUCUGAAUCGCUGUGCGUAAAGUACGGGGAAUUUUUAAAACACACCGCUGCCGCCGCAGCAGCCGCUGAGAGCAGUGGCGGGGAGCAGAGUCAGGAUGAUGACAGUGAUGGCAUUGGCAGGAGUGACAUGGUGCUUUUUCCUGAGGAAAGGCUCAUGGCAUCAAUGGCCAAAUGUGACGCAGGUAAGAAACACAAAGAGCAGAAAGUGCUGCGGCUGAACAUUAACGCCCGUGAGAGGAGGAGGAUGCAUGACCUGAACGACGCGCUCGAUGAACUGAGGUCGGUGAUCCCCUACGCGCACAGCCCGUCCGUACGGAAGUUAUCCAAAAUAGCCACUUUGCUCCUCGCCAAAAACUACAUCCUCAUGCAAGCGCAAGCACUUGAAGAGAUGAGAAGACUUGUCACUUAUCUUAACCAUGGACCCGGUGUUACCGCGGCGAAUACAUCUGGUGCACCCGGAUUAGGGCUCUAUGACCAGCAGACAGGAUACCCGUUCUCUGCUGGGACUCCAGACCCUUUCCAUAGCAAUGCGAAUCUCUUUAAUAAACACUUCAACCAUAAACCUUGAACAGUUGUGGCCGACGACACUAACAGGGGACUUCAAGCUUCGUGCACACAACUGAAUUGAUGAAUUGAUGGGACCAGCGUGACUGACUGAGAAGUAACCACAUUACCAAAAUAUGGAUUCUUGCUGUAUAUGAUGUUAUAUAUUUCAUGGUGAUUAUGUAUCGAAAUAGCUGUUGUUUUUGCAACGCCAAACGAAAUGACAGCUCCAUAACAUGGUCAAAAUGGUGAGGCUAAUUUGUCUUUAACAAAUUACAAUGCAAGUCCAGUCUAUUUAUUUGACCAUUAUGUAGGCCUUUAUUCAUUUUAUUCAGUUUGAUUCGAUGAUGUUCGAUGAAUAAAUUGUAUUGGUGAUAUAAUAGA
Messenger RNA from Oncorhynchus tshawytscha (Chinook salmon), 1183 nucleotides. RefSeq names its product class E basic helix-loop-helix protein 22. The record is from RefSeq and is a predicted model, not a curated record. NCBI's taxonomy places the organism in Eukaryota, Metazoa, Chordata, Actinopteri, Salmoniformes, Salmonidae. Gene Ontology annotation, molecular function: protein dimerization activity. The transcript has a single exon. Bases 120 to 824 code for a protein of 234 amino acids.